Molecule: messenger RNA, 6078 nt
Organism: Mycena citricolor
Lineage: Eukaryota; Fungi; Basidiomycota; Agaricomycetes; Agaricales; Mycenaceae
Source: the annotation of a GenBank genome assembly
GUCGUCACCCUCGGCGAUGAUAUGAUACUUGUCGCGCAAACGUUGAUGCUGAGCAGCGCUUCGAUCCCGAACAUAGAGUGGGGGUCUCCAGCUUGUAGAAGUGAGCAGGAAAGCUUGUGUGACAAACUAUGUGGCAUGCCUAGUCUUGAGCGACUCGGUAUAUGCAAUGCCCUGAGCAAGCUCAAGGUCCGACGCAAGUUUGCGGCGGCUCUUGAUAGCCUCGAGGAUUUCGGCGUCUACCUCUGCUGCUUUCUCUUCCUCUGUUUUCCUCGCAUCUGAAGGUGGUGAUGAGAAUUGGGAGGACUGAGUAACGGAGCACGGACCCUCAGCCUCCUUCUUUGAAUGCACUUCCUGCGCCUCAACAAGGAGAGUGCGUUCUUUCCGUAACCGCUCCUUCUGCAAUUCGUCCUCUCUGUCCUCAUUUUGAUGGUCUUGAGCAGCCCUCUCGCGCUCUUCUGCUUUGAGAGAAGAGGAAGCCGCCCAAGAGGUCAAUCUUGCUAAUUUAUCCUUCCGUCGUUGUGAGACGGGGAUAUAAGGUUCAUAUGAGUCAUCUUCAUCGUCGAGUCUGUAGGAGGGCGAGGGCGAGCGUUCGAUGCGUCGCCGUUUCGGGGUGGACUGCAUGGAGAGAGAGAUGAUCGUGUCACAUGUCCAAAGAGGGUCAUGUGAUAUUCAGGACAUGUGUCUGAACCGGGCCGAAUCCCGGCAUGGAUUUCCCAGUUGAAGUAACUUUCUGCACUGGAGACCGGGUCAUACCCCGUUCCGUAGGUAUGGCAGAAGAAUUCCAUUUUGUUUUGCAACACCACCAUGGAAUUCGACCCGACCACGCACCCUCAUCGUCGAUACAAUCCCCUCACCGGCGAAUACAUCCUCGUUUCUCCGCACCGCGCCAAGCGUCCUUGGUUGGGCCAAACGGAGACGCUACAGCCUGUGAACCUCCCCGAGUACGAUCCCGAGUGCUAUCUUUGCCCCGGCAACAAGCGAUCCGGAGGGCAGCUCAACAAGGAGUAUACCACUACUUUCACUUUUGAGAACGACUUUGCGGCCGUGCUUGCCCCUCCAGGACCAGCCGCUCCAGUUGCAGCCCAUCCUUUGCUUGCCAGUCAACCUGUUCAAGGGGGUUGCGAUGUGCUCGUUUUCCACCCUCGGCACGACUUGACCCUCUCGCGACUCAGCCCGCAAGAGAUCGGAUGUGUUAUCGAUGAAUGGAUCAGAAUCUACGAGAAGCGCAGUCUCGAAGAGGGAAUCAAGUAUGUCCAGAUCUUCGAGAAUAAAGGCGCUAUGAUGGGAUGCUCGAAUCCUCACCCGCAUGGUCAAGUUUGGUCUCUAUCAGAGAUUCCGACACUCCCUGCCAAGGAGUUGGCAGCUCUUGAACAAUAUGCUUGUGACACUGCGGCUGCAUCUGAUGCACCAAAGGGCUCGGAAGGUCGACCAUGCAUGCUCUGCGAGUACGCGCAUGUCGAGCUCGGAUUCAUGACCGAAGAGGGCAGAGUCGUCGUUAAGAACGAUGAUUGGCUCGCAGUCGUUCCCUGGUGGGCCACCUGGCCUUUUGAAAUACUCUUGCUGCCGUACAAGAGGCAUAUAUCUGCUAUUUCCGAAUUGACGGCACAAGAGAAGGCCUCGUUCGCGGAUAUCCUGUCCCAGGUCACCGUCCGCUAUGACAAUCUCUUUUCGUGCCUGUUUGCGUAUUCGAUGGGCAUGCAUCAGCGCCCAACGUCGACCGGCGAUGACAUCGCCCAUUUGCAUCUGCACUUCACGCCACCUCUCCUCCGAAGCGCUACUGUCCGCAAGUUUCUAGUAGGGUAUGAAUUAAUGGCAGAGUCCCAACGUGACUUGACAGCGGAACAAGCUGCUGCCCGGUUGCGUGUGCUGAACAGCAAGCACUAUCUGGCCUAGGCAUCAGUCAUAGAUGAAACUAGUAGUAGAAUCAAACUUAGAAUCACUUGUUUGAAGUCGUGCACCAGCACCAAUAACAUGCGGUAACUAGAUGAUCUGGUGUGACAUCGAGUGACAUCCUAUUCUUCACUCCUUUCGCCACUUCGAUCCCCAACGCCCUUCAUCACCGCCAUGCUCAUUUCUCGUUGUCUCCCCGCAUUCAUUCUCACAGGCUUCUGCUCUUCGGCUUCCGCGUACUUUGUGGUCAACUCCCCACAACUCAAUGAUCAGUGGGCUAGCGGCGAGACGCGGAUGGUGUCCUGGACCAAGGGUGUAGAUGAUGGCGUAAACUCAUUUGACAUCGAGAUGUCCCGUCUCAGCACGGACGGUCUGAAUCUGGUCGCUAAGAACGUUCCCGCCACAUCUGGGUCGCAGAAAUCCAUAAACAUUGUCUUUCAAGACGUACCUCCGGGUGACGACUACUUUCUUCUUUUCAUCAACUCUACACACGGCACCAUGUACGCUACAUCGCCUCGGUUCAGCAUCCUGAGUUCCGGGUCCUCUAGCAAUGGCUCGACAACCACCAAUGCGAAAGCAGCUACCGUCACUGUCAGUGGAGCACCCAAUCCUACCCAGGCAUGGGCAACGGCAUUUCCUCCGUCGUCGGGUAGUCCAUCGCGGCUGACAGGAGCCUCGGCGCUCGCCAGCGUAACCAUUGUUCUUAUAUCAAGUGCAUUCUGGACGCUGCUUUCUUAGAGGCCUGGCGAGGGACAGGCGUGCGUUCUUGGGGACAUUUUUAGAGUUUAAUCUUAUUGCCUUCACUUCGUUCACUGCAACGAUGUGCUUUCGAUACUUAUGUACAGGACAUGAUCUAAUUCAGUAUACAAUGUGGAUCUGGCAAUGUGGUGAGGCUAUACAAAUGAGCAAGAGCUAUGUGGAUGGUCCCUCAGGCAUACUAAAAACAAAUGAGUGUACCGCUUUGACGAUAAAGAGAACGUACUCUAGUAAAUGUGCCCCUCGUCAUAAAGGUCUCUUGUCGAGCAUUGCCUUGAUUCGAAUACAAUGAACGCACAGCAUCGCUCAUUCCAGCCUUGCGUUUCGCCUCUUCGAGAGCAAGAGUGCUCCGUAAUGUGUUACUGGCCGUAGUGAUCAAAGGUGCUGAUUUCUUUGCUGCAGGCUCUGUCUCGGGCUCUACCGCAGCCUUGCGUUUCUUCGACUUUUUGACCGGCUCUAGCAAUCGCUGAGCUGCCAGCAAUUCACGCAGUCCCUGUUCCUCCUCCAGUGUGGGAUUGAUGGGAAUUCGGUCGGAGUGAGUGUAUUUAGUUGCGCAUUGAGGACAUGUUUCCUUCUCCGCUUCGCCCUCUGCUCGCAUUUCGGAAAGACCUGCCGCAGCAAACACACAGCCGCAGGCGCGAAGAUAAACGAAAGGUGUGAGACCAUUCAUCUCCUUCAGAGUGAGAGGGCAUAUGAAUUUGACCCGCUCCGAAGGGUCCUGAGAGGUGUUUACUGGCGCAGUGUUGGGCGUCAGCACAAGUGUCUUAACGUCCUAUAAAGUAUCAGGCUCGCACGGUCAGAAACCCGAGGGAAACGGACCUUAAGGGAUCGUAUGUGUCCGCAAAUGAUAUUUCCGUCUCCGUAGGCAUCCCGGUUGAGGAGGAACUCGAUGAUAGCGUCUUUGUUGUAGAGCUUGCCGAGGGCACAAGCGACGACAGGCUCCUGCAGAGGUCGUUUUGAGAGAGCACAGAAUCCCCAGCGGGCACGCGUUCGGUUGGCUUUAUCGAGAGACUCUUCUUUUUUCUUGUUUCGGACGAGGUCUCUGCGAUCUGGGAUACUGCCGCCAUCAUUACCCAUGGUUGUCGACGAAGAGUGGGGAAUUGGAUCAGAUGAUAUCAAUUGAUCAUAGUGACCUAAGCAAUCAAUCACGCGCCUCGGUCUUUCGGGCUGGGGACCCAUGUGAAAACGGGUACCGGUCCCUAGGCUCCUGCUUUAUAACAAGGCUCCAGUCCAAGUGGUUCCCAUCCAUUUCAUACCAUUCCACAAUGCCCUCCUCUAAGAACGCUAUUCUCGCCAAGCACGACGACGAUGUCGUUAUUGUCUCCGCCAUCCGUUCCGCCAUUACGAAGGGAAAGAAAGGAGGUUUCAAGGAUACUUUCCCCGAAGAAAUCCUUUCCCAUGUGUUGAAGCAUGCUUACAAGUCGGUCAACCUGGACCCGAAGCUUGUGGAGGACAUCGCUGUGGGUAAUGUUCUCCCUGCGGGUGGAGGAGCUUCUGCUGCUCGUAUGGCGGCUCUUCAUGCUGGACUUCCCAACACUUCCUCCGUCUACACUGUCAACCGCCAGUGCUCGAGCGGCCUCACUGCCAUCAGCCAGAUUGCAAACCAAAUCAACGCUGGCAUGAUUGACAUCGGUAUCGGUGCUGGCGUCGAGAGCAUGACGAACGGAUACGGUGCCAGUGCUAUGGGAAAUGGAUUCUCUGAGGCUGUUUUGGGCACCCAGGAAGCAGCCGACUGUCUGAUCCCCAUGGGUAUCACGUCCGAGAACGUUGCGGCCGACUACAACAUUUCCCGUGAGGCUCAAGAUGCGUUCGCCGCGGAGUCGUUCCAGAAGGCCGCCAAAGCACAGAAGGAGGGCCGGUUUAAAGAUGAGAUUCUUCCCAUCGAAGUCAAGUGGACAGAUCCCAAGACCGAGGAGGAGAAGACGAUUGUCGUUGACCGGGACGACGGUGUCAGGGAAGGCGUGACGAAGGAGAGCUUGGGCAAGUUGAAGCCUGCGUUUUCUAAGACAGGCAGUACACAUGCUGGAAACGCGUCGCAAGUCAGCGAUGGGGCUGCGGCGGUGCUUCUGGCCCGCAGGAGUGUCGCAAAGAAGCUCGGAUUGCCGAUCGUGGGCAAGUACGUCGCAGCUGUCUCCGUCGGUGUGCCACCGAGGAUUAUGGGAGUGGGUCCAGCAUACGCUAUUCCCAAGGUUCUCGAAAAGACGGGUCUUUCCGAUAGCGAUAUUGAUUUCUACGAGAUCAACGAAGCCUUCGCAUCGCAAGCUCUGUUCUCGAUCAAUCACCUCAAGAUCGACCUGAAGAAAGUGAACAGACACGGUGGAGCCAUUGCCAUCGGUCAUCCUCUCGGCUGCACCGGUGCGCGCCAAGUUGCAACUGGUCUGAACAUCUCCAAGCAAUAUGGUGACAAAAUCUUCGUGACCAGCAUGUGCAUCGGCAGCGGAAUGGGAAUGGCCGCCGUCUUUGUUAGCGAGCAAUAAAGUAGCUCCUGCAACACUUCCGGAUAUUCCAUGUUUAUGAAGGCCAUUCGUACAUCGCAACGUCGAGUCUGAGAUCUGAGCACUGAGUAGAAAGCAGCUGCUAAAAGCUGGUAUGAACCGUGAGAAGAUCAUGUCAUGGUUUCUCGUGCUCUAUGCUCGCUGUUUCUGUGUUUCCCUCGCCUUGUCUUUCGUCCCCGCACACUCUCAACCUGUUAUCAGCGAGCAAUGUCAUCGGUUCCAACUGUCGUGUCAUCUACAAUCAUGUCUACGGACGAAGCCAAGUGGAUUACUCUGAAGAAGAUCAAGUAUACAGAUGCUGAUGGCAAGGAGCGCGUCUGGGAGUCUGCAGAGCGUACGACGCGGAGAUCUUCAGGAGUCGAUGCUGUUGCUGUCCUUGCCAUCAUCCGUUCCAAGACCGAAGCGUUCCCGUUGUCGACAAUCAUCAUUGAACAGUACCGUCCGCCCAUAGACAAGUUUAUUGUUGAGAUGCCAGCCGGGCUCAUCGACGAAGGAGAGUCGGCUGAACAAGCCGCUAUCAGGGAACUCGAGGAGGAAACAGGAUUCAAAGCUAACGAGGUCAUCGAAUCAACCCCGGUGAUUGUCGCCGAUCCAGGCAUGACAAAUGCGAACAUGAAGCUGGUCGUUGUGAGCGUUGAAUUGGAGGACCAGAUGGAAUCUCCGGAGCAAAAGCUCGAAGCUGGCGAAUUUAUUGUCAAGCGCGUGAUCGCUCUGGAGGAACUUCGCGCAGAAUUACAAGCUUACGACAAAAAGGGCUUUGUCGUCGAUGCGAAACUCGCGCAUUGGGCCGCAGGAUUCGAGAUGGCGAAGAAAAUCGCCAGAGGUGAAUACCAGCGCGAUCAGAGAUGAUCAGAUACUAUGUACAAUGUAGCUACUACCUCUUUGAUUUUUUGAUGUGGGCGCGCAGCUUCUGCUGCUUUUCCCGCAGCGAUGCCUU